CAGCAGCAAACCAAUUUAAGAUGGUCUCCUCCCAGAGGCAGUUUUUGCUCCCGAUCCUGGGGCUCCUGGCCUUGGCCGGCACAGCUCUCAGUGGAGUCCAGGAGGUGCACAAUGUGCUCGAGCUGACGGGUCAAUCGGUCAACAAGCUGAGGUUCUCCACGGAUGUGGCCACCGACAAGUACACCCCGCCGGAGGAGAUGGAUGCCCAGUUCUGGUACGACAUUGCCGACGAGGAGAUCACCAAGCGGCUGCAGCUGCCACAACCCAAUGCGAAGAAGGCCAAGAACAUUAUUUUGUUCCUCGGCGAUGGUAUGCCACUCGCCACCGUGGCAGCUGCUCGCAUCCUGAAGGGACAGCGCCAGGGAAACACCGGUGAGGAGUCCUCGCUGAGCUUCGAGCGAUUCCCCUACACUGGCUUGAGCAGGACCUACUGCACCAACGCCCAGGUGCCCGACUCCGCCUGCACAGCCACCGCUUACUUGUGCGGCGUGAAGACCAAUAUCGUCAACAUUGGAGUCAGUGCCGCCGUGGAGUAUAAUAACUGCACCGCCAGUCAGGAUCCGGCCAACCGCCUGACCUCCAUUGCCGAGUGGGCCCAAAACGCAGGGAAAUCCACCGGUAUUGUGACCACCACCACUCUGACCCACGCCAGUCCCUCGGGAGCCUAUGCCAAGACGGCCAACCGGAUGUGGGAGUGCGAUACGGAUGUGACCAGCUAUGGAGCAGACGCCAGCACCUGCAUCGACAUGGCCACCCAACUGGUGACCCAGACGCCGGGCAAGAACUUCGAGGUCAUGUUCGGCGGCGGAAUGGGCAAGUUCCUGCCCAGCAGCAUCGUGGAUAGUCACGGAAAGGCUGGCGAGCGAUCAGAUGGAGUGAACCUGCUGUCCCGCUGGCAGGGACUUCACGAUGGCGGCGUCCUGGUCACCAACCGCAAUCAGCUGCUCAAGUUGAACGUCUCGGCCGUGUCCAGCGUCAUCGGACUCUUCCAAUCGAAGUUGAUGGACUUCCACCUGGAGGCGGAUGACUCCUACCAGCCCACCCUUUCGGAACUCACCGAGGUGGCCAUCAAGAAACUGAGCCAGAACGAGAACGGAUACUUUGUGUUUAUCGAAGGUGGUCUCAUUGACUAUGGCAACCACUAUACAAAGGCCGGUUAUGCUUUGGAUGAGGCCCUGGAGUUCGAGAAGGCCAUUCAGUUGGCCCGCGACAUGACCGACAUCGAGGACACGCUGAUUGUGGUGACCGCCGAUCACGGACACGCCGUCAGCAUAGCCGGAUAUCCUGGCAGAGGAACUCCCAUCCUGGGCAUCAAUCAGCACGACACCGAUAUCAAUGGAGUCAAGUACUCGGUGCUCAAUUACGCUGCAGGACCUAAUCAGUAUCUGGAUGAGACUGGCCAGCGUAUUCCCUUGGACGAUAUCCUAGGUGCCGAUGACGCCAUCACGCCCAGUUACAUCGCCAAGGAUCAAGGCGUGCACUCCGGCGAGGAUGUGGGCAUCUUCGCCUCCGGUCCCCAGAGCCACCUUUUCACCGGAAUGAUGCAGCAGAGCACCAUUCCCCACCUGAUGGCCUACGCCUCGUGCAUUGGAAGCGGUCAGAAGGUGUGCGACAACUUAGAGUAACGUAGAUAAA
Molecule: messenger RNA, 1635 nt
Organism: Drosophila takahashii
Lineage: Eukaryota; Metazoa; Arthropoda; Insecta; Diptera; Drosophilidae
Product: membrane-bound alkaline phosphatase-like
Biological process (GO): dephosphorylation
Molecular function (GO): alkaline phosphatase activity
Source: RefSeq, a predicted model, not a curated record